CAAAAUGGAAGCCUCCUCAGUCGGUCAAUAAUUUCCAGCGCCAUUACAACUUUAUAUAUUCAUCAACAAACGUCAAAAUUUGUCUUCCCAAUUUAUGUUUCUAAUUUUCUAUCACAAUCCUUUUCCAUAAAAUCCGAUUAAAUCUCUCGUUCUCUCUCCAAAACUCACAUUACACAGCACUCUGCUGCAAAAUUGCUUGAAGCUCCGUCUCUCUCCGGACAUUGCAAAUAUUCUCGAGAAAUUUCAAAACUUUCUCGGAGAAUCCAAAGCGUGUUUUCAUACUUUGCUCACUGUCCAAAUGGGUAUCUAAAGCUUGAAUCUUCUGCUUCAGUGGCGGAGAAAAGUUACAAUGGAAGGUGGAAAAGGCGUGGGGGAGAAAAAAGGAACAAACGACGUGGUUUUGCAGAUUUCGGUAGGAGAAGAACACAUGAGAUACAGUAACGAAAUCAGAGACUCGAAUCUCCAGCUGACAGAGCUUCAGAGCCUCAGGGUCUCCGGCUCUGCUUCUCCAGAAAUCCCAAAGCCGAGUCCCUCCCCGCCGCUGGGGAAGCCGCCGAAAAUCCCAGCCGAACCCACUUCCCGGCGAGCUUCGUUUUCCCGGUCGACGUUCUCGAAGCCCAAGUCGAGGUUCGUGGAGACGGUUCCUCCUGCUGAAAAGAAGGCGACCGACGAAAUUCCCCAGUUGAGGUCAACUGCUAAUUCCCCCAAUGUGGCAUCGCCAAGCUCCAAAAUCGCAGCCACAGCACCGAGAGAUGCUCUGAGAUCAGCCCCGAUAACCCCACGAACGCCUUUGAUCAACAGCAGCGAGGAGGAUGACGAUGAGGAGGUUUACAAGACUGCAAAGCUUAAGGUGCGUGAGAAGUCUGGUAAGAAGAUGAAAAAGUUGGCACUAAUUGAGUUGAUUGCAUUUGCUUGUAUUGUUGGGUUUUUGAUUGCUUGCUUAACCGUUCCUAAGUUGGAAAAGAAGAUGUAUUGGGGGUUGGAAUUGUGGAAAUGGUCUGUCUUGGUGGUGGUUGUUUUGUGUGGUAGAUUGGUCACAGAAUGGUUUAUCAAUGUUCUGGUUUUCGUGAUUGAGUUGAACUUUUUGCUUAAGAAGAAUGUUCUGUAUUUCGUUUACGGGUUGAAAAGAAGCGUACAGAUUUUUAUUUGGUUGGGUUUGGUUCUUCUGGCAUGGGGUUUGUUGUUCGACCGCGGAGUGAAGAGGUCAAGGAAAACCUCUAGGAUUCUAGGUUACGUUACAAGGGGUCUGGCUUCGUGUCUAAUUGGAGCGGGCAUAUGGCUGUUGAAGAAUUUGUUUGUCAAAGUGGUAGCUUCUUCGUUCCAAUGCAAUAGAUUCUUUGAUCGGAUUCAAGAAUCAAUUUUUCAUCAGUAUGUUCUCCGCACCCUUUCCGGGCCUCCUCUGAUGGAAAUGGCAGAAAGAGUCGGGAAGACCCCGAGUAGGGGCCAGUUGAGCUUCAAAAAUUUAAAGGGAGGGAAAAAGGAGGGGAAGGAAGGGCCCAAAGAAGAGGUGAUUGAUGUAGAAAAGCUAACAAAGAUGAACCAAAAGAAAAUUUCUGCUUGGACUUUGAAAGGGUUGAUUAACGUGGUAAGGAGUUCCGGGCUAUCUACCAUCUCCGACACACUUGAGAGUCUUGAUGAUGAGGAGAGUGAGCAGAAAGGUAAGGAGAUUACUAGUGAGUGGGAAGCAAAGGCUGUGGCUUAUGAUGUAUUCCUGAAUGUCGCCAAGGGUAGCAACAAGUACAUUGAGGAAGAUGACCUCUUGCGCUUCAUGAAAAAGGAGGAGGUCGACAUUGUAUUACCUCUGUUUGAAGGGGCAGCAGAAACUGGCAAGAUCAAGAGAAAAGCUUUGAAGAACUGGCUGGUGAAUGUCUACCUUGAACGCAAAUCUCUGGCACAUUCGUUAAAUGACACUAAAACAGCGAUAGAGGAGCUGAAUAGGCUUGCCUCAGGGGUUUUGCUUCUUGUGAUCAUUAUCGUGUGGCUACUUCUGAUGGGAUUUUUGACAACCAACAUACUGGUCUUUAUAUCAUCUCAGCUUUUACUGGUGGUCUUUGUAUUUGGUAAUACUGCUAAAACUGUGUUUGAAGCAAUCAUUUUCGUCUUUGUGAUGCACCCUUUUGAUGUAGGGGACCGUUGUGUCGUUGAUGGAGUACAGCUCAUAGUUGAAGAGAUGAACAUAUUGACAACGAUCUUCCUAAGAUAUGACAACGAGAAAAUUUUCUAUCCAAAUUCAGUACUGGCUUCCAAACCCAUCAGCAACUUCUACAGGAGUCCAGAGAUGGGUGAUUCUGUUGAAUUUGCUGUUCACGUUUCUACAACGGCUGAUACUAUUGUGGCUCUAAAAGCCAGAAUAAAAGAGUACUUGGACAGCAAGAGUCAGCACUGGCGUCCUGCCCAUAGCGUGGUGGUUAAGGAUAUUGAGGACGUCAACAAAAUGAAAAUGGCUCUUUAUGUUACGCAUACCAUAAACUUUCAGAACUACGGAGACAAGAGCAGCCGGAGAUCAGUGGUCUUAGAGCUGAAGAAAAUAUUUGAAGAUCUCGGUAUAAAAUAUAAACUCCUGCCUCAAGAAGUUCAUCUCCGCUAUGUCGGAUCAUCCACUGCAGAACUUCCACCAACGUGGCAGUGAUUUUUCGUUGCGUAUGCUGCAAGGGGAGCUGCGAGUGAAGUUGCCACAAGUCUAAUCGGAACAACAACGAAAAUGUUGGAUGUGUUACAAUUCAUCUCGAGGAAGUUUUGAUUGUUCGAUUGAAAUUAUGCACUUUGUAUGAGUAAGUUUGAUGAAGAAUGCUCAGUGGAAGGGGAAAAUGUCUCAACACUGAGAUACUGAGAUUUGUGAGAGCUGGUGGAAACACGAUGUUGUAAUUUUAGAAUUGAUUUGUUUUAAUGCAUGAACUGUUGAGUUUUCUUCC
Molecule: messenger RNA, 2912 nt
Organism: Pyrus x bretschneideri (Chinese white pear)
Lineage: Eukaryota; Viridiplantae; Streptophyta; Magnoliopsida; Rosales; Rosaceae
Product: mechanosensitive ion channel protein 10-like
Biological process (GO): transmembrane transport; detection of mechanical stimulus; monoatomic anion transport
Cellular component (GO): plasma membrane
Molecular function (GO): mechanosensitive monoatomic ion channel activity
Source: RefSeq, a predicted model, not a curated record